ACUGCUUCAUCUUCAGAUGCAGAGCGACGGCGGCGGCGACGGGACAGCCGCCGAGAUGCUCCAGCAACACCUGGCGGCGCUGCUCGCGGUGCUGCGACCCGACAUCCUCUCCACCGCCACCGACAUAUGCGUGUACGCCAUGAAGUGCGCCGCCUUUUUCCUGCACCACCCCGUUUUCGCCAACCACGCCUCCGACGCGGAUGUGAGCGGCACAAUGAAGGCCAUACUCCAAGCGAUCAUGACCACCAACGAUAAGGUGGUGUGCAAUCUGGCAGUGUGGUGCGUGUCGCAGCAGAACGUGCGCGCGCCGCUGUUGGCGCAGCUUCUGCCGUCCGUGCUGCGCGCGUUGGUGCACGCCGUCGUCAACCCCAUGGCGUCGCACGCCAUCUCCUGCGAGGCCUGCAAGGCCGUGCGCGUGCUGGCCCUGCAGCUUCCGCAGGAGAUGAGGCAGCACGCGCACGUGUGGGCCGUGCCCAUGUGGCGGCGCCUGCUCGUCGCCUCGCACCGCAAGGAGCGCGACCUCAUCCACGCCACGCUCUCGCUCGCCGCCACGCGCCGCGUGCUGCUGCCGCCCUCGCCGCUUGUCACCAAGGCGAUGGUGGAGGAGGUGAAGGGCGGCGCGGUGCAGCGCAUGGACGCGAUGCUGGGCGACGUGCAGCACAUGCCGCUCGUCGUGCUCGCGUGGGCGUGGCUCGUCCGCCUCACGGGCGGCUCGCUGGCGGAGAAGGGCAGCACGGCGCUCGCCAACGCGCUGCUCAAGGUGCCGGAGCGCACCUUCAUGGCGCCCGACGCCGCCGUGCGCGCCGAGACGCACAUGGCGUGGCAGUCGCUCAUCGACGCCUUCGCGCCCGCCAUCCCUAUCGCUGAUGCGCCGCUCGCUGCUGCUGCGCUCGAAGGGGGCAAGCGGAGCAUCGCGUCGCGUUCGCCCACUCACAGUGCGUGCUGCUUCAUCCCAUACCCGUACCAUCUCGCCCGUCCCUGUCUUGUCCUCGCGCGCGUACCAUCGCCGCUCUUCCCUGGUUCUUUUUUUCCCAUUCUCUCCAUAACCUGCACCUCUGCUCCCCUCUCCCCGCGCUCCCCAGAGUCCCCAGGCACCACGCCCUUCCAGCGCGGUCGAGGCGCGAUGGUGGCAGCGCCCUCGCCGAAGCGCCUCACGCUGCUCAUGGCUCCGCUCAUCACCACCGCAGCGCACGAGGCCGAUUCGGCGGUGCGCGGCGCCGCUCUUCACUCGUGGUGCCACCUGCUGGGGUCGCUGGGCCCCUGGGCAUCGUCCGCCGCCGUCUUCUCCGCCGCCGCCACCCCCAUGCUGCGCAUCGUGCUCCGCCGCGGGCCCUACCGCCCGGCACAGGGCGCGGAGUCGCUGGUGGGGGAGGCGCAGGCGUGGGAAUGGGCGGGGUGCCUGAAGCUGCUAGAGGGCUUCGUCGCCACCACAGGCGCAGGCGCAGCUGGGGACGAGGAAGUGGGACUGUCCGGAGCGGCGACGCGGGAAGGAAUCAAGGACGCGGGCGCGGGGAAGCUGUUGCGGGGGGGCAAGGCGGAAAGUGGGCGGGAGAGUGGCGCGCUGGUGCCCGUGGAAGAGGUGGGCGCGAAGGCGGGGACGUUGGUGUCGGUGGCGGCGAAGGGCGGGUGGCAGGUGUCGGAGGGGCAGGGCGGCGCGCUGGAGCGCAAGUACGACAGGCGGCACGCGGCGGCCGCCAUCGUGACAACGGUGGAGUGGGCGCCGUGGCAGGUGGAGCAGCUGCGCGAGCUGCUGGGGCUGCUCGACGUCGUCGUGCGACAUGCGUGCGACCCAAGCGACGUCGCUCGCAACGAGCGCGCAGACGGGCGAAUGGCGUUGGAAGGCUCGUCGCACGGUGCGGCGGAGGGGCAGGAGAACGGACAGAUAGCGGAACCCGCGCGGUUGGGUGGCGGCGAGCCGGGGGAGGCGGAGGCGGCGAGCAAAGCUCUGGAGGUGAAGGGGGAAUGGGCGGUGGCCGCCGGGCGGAGUACGGACGAGGACGCGGAGGACGGCGGCGAGGGGGCGGCGCAGGUGAUGAUGGCGGAAGCUCAGCAGCGCGCAGGCCCUCCGCAAGUGCGCGCGUCCGAGGCCUCCGUGCGCCUGUGGGCGCUUCUGGUGCGCGGAGUGGAGGCGCUGGGGCGCGGUGCAGUGCGGCCGAGCGCGGAGCACGUGGCGGCCGUGCACCUGCUGCUCGAGUUCCUCCACGGGCUGCUGGGGCUGCCUGCCGCCGCGGACCACGGCGCGCACGGCGGCGGCGACGGCGAGGCGGCGUGGCUGGCGGGGUGGUUCGACCUGUGCUGGGAGUUCACGCGCGCUCUCACGCGGCACCUCACACCGCUGCUCAUGGCCUCCUCCUUCUACCGCCUCGCCCUUGCCACACCCACCUGCCUUCCCCUCCCCGCCUCCGCCGACGUUCCCGUCUCCCCCAAAACUCCGACCGGUGGCACCGCCGCCGCUCACCGCCUUCCAGGCGCGGGGGCUGUGGGAGCAGCUGCAGGCCGCGCAGGCGGGGCGAGUGGCGGCAGUGCGACGGCUGUGGCUCGGCGCGCUGCAGUGCCGGCGGUGUUCGUGACGGCGCUGUGGGUCGAUGCAGGAAUCACGUUCGGCGCGCACGUGACAGGGAUUGGCGCCAAGGAGGGGUUGGCGGAGCGCGCGGAAGAGCUGGUGGCGGCAGCGGUGCAGGGCGCGGACGCGAGCAGCCGAUUGGUGGGCGUGCUGCGCGCGCUCGAACAGUUCCUGCCCUCCCCGCAUGCCCCGCACGCCCCCGCCUCCCCCACUGCACGAAAAGCGGGCAACAACGGAGCAUUGGAAGCGGGAAGGUGGGCGGUGGAGCAGCGGCGCGGAGAGGUGGUGCUGAGCGUGUGGGGCGUGCUGGCGCGGCGACUGGCGCACGAGCUCACAGAGGGCAGCAACGCGGGGGCGGGGGGAUUGGGGCAGGGGCAGGGGCAGGGGCAGCAGAGCAGCGGAAAGGGAGGUAUUACGGGUGGCGCAGAGGGCAAGGUGGAGGGCGCAGCUGCCGUGGCGCCGGCGCUGCUCUCCUUUGCGCUCUCCUUCCUCUCUGCCGCCGCUGCCUGUGAGUCGCAGCAGCGACAGGUGCAUUCGCUGUCUGACGCAACGGCCGCAUUGUCGGCACCCACGGCAUGUGCGUGCGCGUGGUGUAUUCCCGCGUCGCUGUUGCGCGACAUGCUGCGCGACACAGAGCGCCUCGUCGUCGCGCUGCUGCACUCGCCUGCGCUCAGGUCGCCCCACCACCCCAACGCGCCCCUCACCCCGCUCUUCGCCGCGCUCGCUGCCGCUGCCCACUGCGACGCCGCGUCCGCUGGCGUCGCUGCUGCCGCUGCUCGGCCGUCCCCCCCCCAUUCCGCCCCCGCGCCCCCUACCCCCACUGGAAGUGCUCCUCCCGGCCGCGCGUCCGCGGCGGAGGCGUGGUGGGAGGUGGCGGUGCGCGCGGGCGAGGUGGUCGCGGAGCGCAUGGACCUGGCGGCCGCGCUGCCCGCUAUCGCUGUCACCAUGGCGGGGCAGCGCCGCCGCCUCUCCGCGCUGCGCCCGUCCGCCGCCGCGGGCGACGUGGCCAAGGGGCUGCUCGCGGGGAAGGACGAGGACCCGCGGGGGAUGGUUGAGGCGGCGGGCGCGGUGGGCGCGCUGGUGGUGGGCGCGUGCAGAGUGAUCGAGAGGACGGGUGCGGACGAGCGGGGUAGAGAGGUGGGCGCGGAGAAGCUGCGGAGGGCGGUGGCGGUGUUGGCGUCGCUGGCGUCGCGCGUCACCUGCGCGUCCGACUCGCUGCUGCUGCUGCACGCCGCCCUCCCCGCGCUCACUGCCGCGCUUUGCCUCGCCUGGUCGCCCCCCCUCCCUGCUUCCGCCGCUACCACUACCCCCUCGCCCAGACACGCGGGCAGUGCAGCGGGUGCAGGCGCGCAGAGUUGGGGUGGCGGCAGCAGGGAGCGGUGGGAGCAGGCGGUGAAGGGCGCGCAGUGGGGCGUGCUGGACGGCGUGAAGGGCGGCGUGGCGGCGGGGUGGGGCGCUGUGCUGAGCAUGCUCGAGUCGUGCCAGCCGCCCACCGCCUGGUGCUCCUCCGCGCUCCUUCCCACCGUCUCCCCCGCCCUCGCCGUCGCGCUGCUGCACCCGCACCCGCCCAUCGCCGCGCGCUCUCUCGCCUUCUGGCAGGCUACGUUCGGCGGGGUGGCAGAGCACGCAGGUGCGCACACUGCGGUUAAGGCGGUGGGCGCGCGGGGUGCGGUGGGCGGGGAGAAGAAGGCCUUCGCAUACCCGCCACCGCUGCUCGCCGCGCUGGCCAUCGUGAAAGAGACUGCUGACGUGUCGCUGCCCUAUUGGCCGGCAAGCAAGGACGCAAAGGUGUUGAACAAGGAGGUGGGUGCGGGCAAGGCGAGUGCGCUCCAGGCUUCGGCAGCGAGGGCGGGGUCGGCACGCGUGGCUCCCAGUGACGUGCUGCUGUCAGCACGUGGUCGACUCUUGCAGCAGCAGAGCCAGGUGGCGGGCAAGGCAGCGCGAGCAGCAUCGCCUGUGAGGUCCACUGGAGUCAGUGCUAGUACACGGACGGACGCCAAGGCAGCAGUGGUGGGCAGCACAGGCACGGCAGGGGCAGGGCCGUCUCAGGGCAGGGACAGCAAUGCUCGCCCUGCCAGCCCCGUCCGCCCUGCCAGCCCCAUUCGCCCUGCCAGUCCCUCGUGUGUGGGCAGUGUUGGUGUGCGUGCAACAGCAGCAGCAGGAGCAACAACGGCAACAGCAGGCAGCAGUGGCGCAGCAAGAAGCGUGCAUGAGAAGCGCGAGCCAGCACCAGCACCAGCUGCAGCAGUGCCAGCAGCAGCAACCCGACCAGCGUCCCCUGUGCGCAAGUCCAUGUCACGACUGCUGUCCCUGUCUCGCCAGCACUCCCUUGAUCGCAAACCACCAACCCCCACGCCCACCCCCUCUGCUACGCGCACUGCUGCCGUCACUGCUGCCAGCCUCAGGAGCACAGGCAGGAGCACGGCAGGCAGCGGGGCAGGCAGCACAGAGGCACGGAGGGGUGCAGGCUCGGGCAGCUGUGAGGCAAGGAGCGCCACGACUGCAGGUGGUGCAGCCGCACCCAAGGCCACCACGACACCCACUCCCACCACCCAACCGCCUUCCACGCCAACCACCCCAAGAACCCCGCGCACUCCUACCACCCCCGCCACCCCCACCACCCCCGCCACUCCCACCACCCCCACCACCCCCACCGUCCCGGCCACCCCCACAACCCCAGUGCACGGGCGCAGCAGCAGUGCAUCCCGGCCGGCCUCCCCGCUGCGCGCCACAGGCAGGGCGCUGCUGGCACUGGCUCUCAAGGGCGGCAGCAGCACCAGCAGCGCUGCAGCGGCCAAGGCGCCUGCCUCUCCCACCCACCGCAGGCCCUCUAGCCCUGGCCCCGCCACAGGCACUGGCACCAGCCGUGGUGCGAGCAGUGGGGCCAGUGGCAGGGAGGCAGGGCACGGCGGCAGCAGCGGCGCUGUGAAGAGCAUGCGGUCGCUGGCGUCCAGCCUGAGGUCGCUGCUGCCACACAGGGCAGGCAGCAGCACUCCCAGCAGGUAUGGCACAGCUGCCAAGAGCAGCACAGGCAAGGCCGUGGAGGCAGGGGUGGGCACUCGCGCAGAGGCAGGGGCAGGUGCAGCAAGGAGCGGUGGUGGUGCUGGCAGUGAGAGCAGCGAGAGCAGUGCGGGGAAGGGUGCAAGCAUCGCUGUGGGUCACAUGGGGCGCAGGGAGAUAGCUGCUGCCAUGGCUGCCAAGCGAGGCAUGCCCGGUAGGACAGGCACUGCAGGCAGGCAGCAGCAGGCGCUGCAGCAGCAGCAUGCACAGGAGGCAGGCAGCCUUGAGGUGGAGCGCAGCGGCACCCCUGAAGAACUGGGUGUUGCAGCAGCAGGUGAGGCACGUGGGGUGGAGGACAUGGUAAUGCAGGGUGCAUCUGGUGCAGGUGUCUUCCAGUCGCUGGGCUCCUCUGGCGUUACUGCCGGGCUGGCAGGGGGUGCGGUGGCAGCAGGGGUGGCGGGGGAGUGGGCGCGCAGCAUGGUGCAGUGCCGCCUGCUGUCCCGCAGAGCACGCGAGGCAGCAGCACUUGCAGGGGAGGCGCACGUGGUGGGGUUGGGGGAAGGCAGUGGGGACGGAGAGGGAGGAGGUGCUGUGACAGGCAAGCGCAAGGCGGGGGGGUGCCAAGUGAGGGAGCAGGACGCACGGGCACUGUUGCAGGCUGCGGUGGUGACAGUGGGGCACAGGAGGGCUCGCAGCGAGAGUUGCAGUGAGGAGGACGGGGCACUGAGAGGUCUACCAGAGCAGCAGAAGCAGGUGCAGGCGCAGCAGGCGGGUGCAAAGAAGAGUGUGCGGCGCCGCAAGGCGGGCCGGAGAGCAACGGUGGCAGUAGUAGACGUGGAGGAGGUGGGUGAGGCGAUGCGUGCGGUGGUGCGGUCGGCGGGCAUGGUGGAGAUGCUGCAGGCGGUGCGCGAGGCAGCAGGCGUGGAGCACAUGGAGCUGGAGGAGCUGGAGGCCGCCCAGCGCUGCAUCUCCGGCAUGUCCCGCCACAUUGCUGCCACCAUUGAAUGCCGUGCCAAAGGAAUGGACCAUUAUGGCAUGCUUCCGUGA
This is a messenger RNA of Closterium sp. Naga37s-1, 6610 nucleotides long. NCBI's taxonomy places the organism in Eukaryota, Viridiplantae, Streptophyta, Zygnematophyceae, Desmidiales, Closteriaceae. The record is from the annotation of a GenBank genome assembly.